Knipowitschia caucasica is the source of this 660-nucleotide messenger RNA. NCBI's taxonomy places the organism in Eukaryota, Metazoa, Chordata, Actinopteri, Gobiiformes, Gobiidae. The record is from the annotation of a GenBank genome assembly.
AUGAGUGAUGUGACGGCUCCAUGCUGCGAAGACCUCUCCUCAGCUCCCCAUAGGUUCGGUGGUUAUUACCCCUCACCACCGCCACCGCCGCCACCGCCGCCACCGCCCUCCAGAAUCCUCUCGUCUCUGCCCUGUCGCCACCGUCUCCCGCCUACCUGCAGGAGAAACAGACACCAUAUGCCACAAAGCCGCGUGCUUCUGCUGAGAUUGUUACACCAGGACGGAGCAGGCGGUCACCCAGAACCUCCCCCUGGCCCGGACUGGGGCCUAGACUGGAGGCCUGGAUUGGGGCCUGGACUGGGGCGGGGCCUGGACUGGGGCCUGGACUGGGGGCUAGACUGGGGCCCGGACUGGGGGCUAGACUGGGGCCUGGACUGGGGGCCUGGAUUGGUGCCUGGACUGGAGGCUGGACUGGAGCCUGGAUUGGGGCCUGGACUGGGGGCCUGGAUUGGUGCCUGGACUGGAGGCUGGACUGGGGCCUGGAUUGGGGCCUGGACUGGGGCGGGGCCUGGACUGGGGCCUGGACUGGUGCCUGGACUGGGGCCUGGAUUGGGGCCUGGAUUGGGGCCUGGACUGGGGCGGGGCCUGGACUGGGGGCUGGACUGGGGCCUGGACUGGAGCCUGGAUUGGGGCCUGGACUGGGGCCUGGACUCUCAAUAG